Molecule: messenger RNA, 2698 nt
Organism: Apis cerana (Asiatic honeybee)
Lineage: Eukaryota; Metazoa; Arthropoda; Insecta; Hymenoptera; Apidae
Biological process (GO): mitochondrial respiratory chain complex I assembly
Cellular component (GO): mitochondrion
Source: RefSeq, a predicted model, not a curated record
AUUUCAGGGAAAUGGUACGUAAAGUUAGAGUGUGAAUGCAGUGUGCCAAGCUCGGGUGUCGGAGGCGUCCCGGGACGUUUUCCCUAGUGUAGGCAUUUUGCGCCCGAGCAUUAUGCGUGAGAAUCGUGGAAUGAAUGUGUUGGUAUGCCUGUUUUGCCAUAUUUUUUAAAUAUAGGGUUUAGGUAGGAUAGGUAGUAUAUUUCUGGUGUGCCUGUUAAUUAUAAGUAGGUAGGGCCGGGCAGGUUGUCACAGUCUCUGAUCGGGUAGGCGCGUUUUCGCGUGGCAACCUGUUUCAGGAAAUAAAAUUUGAAAAAUCGAGAGCAAAACUGAGACGAAUGGAGAGUACCAUAUCGUUUCUGGUUUUUCCCAUCGAUUUUUCGAAUUCCGCGGUCGCGAUCGCGAAUUAAACGAUCUCGAAACGAACGUUGCGCUCGAGAUUCUGCGCGUGUACGGACAAUUAUCAUUGCGAUCGUUGGUCGUCCACGUGCGAUUAGUUUUCGCGAUUUAAUCUUUAUUUUUUUUUUUUUUUUUAUUUGCGAUUAGUGAAUCUCGAGCCUAGAUUUAAGUUUCAGCGGGCAUUGCGCCCGAAGGAGGAAGACCGAAGAGGCCCGACAAACUGUCACGAAGAGGGCUGCAACGAAUGGCUUCUCAUCUUUUGGAUUUUGUCCAAGUCCAAAGAAUGGGAAGUCAUUGUUAUUAUUUUGUCACUGUGCUCGUUUUAGUAUCACGUAGUAAAUGUUGUGUAUUGUCCGGCCGAUGCAUGCGGGCCCAUCAUCUAGAUCCAGGCCAGUCAUCGUGGGCAAAUCGCGAUUUUGCAUUAGUGUUGCGAUAAAUUAAUUACGGGUUGAAUUAGUGUUGCGUCAAAGUGAUGAUCGCGUUUGUUUUUUUAAAUAUUUUGGUAAAUUAAAUAAUUUCUUAUUACAGUUUUUUAUAUUUAUACUUAAAUUGCAAAGUCAUUAGAUUUUAUUUUUGAAUGUUGCCUUUUAUUAUGUUGCGUUCUAUAUUUAUAUCGGAAUAUUUGUUAUUUUUUAAUAAAAAUAAAUUUUUUAACUUGAUUCAUUUUAAAAUUAUUUUAAAAUUAGUGUUGCGAUAUUGUUUCAUCGCGGUUGUUUCGAUUAGUGUUGCGUUGACAAAUGAUCGCGUUUUUUAAAUAGUGUUGCGUUAACAAAAUGCCCAAAGUUUUUCCACUGAUAUAAUGGAAAUUGUUUAUGCUCUUAGAUCAUCUAAUUUUCUAGCUAAAAAAGCUAAAUAAUGGUAAUCAUUGUAUUUUGUUAUUUCUUUUUAGUUUGUUCUUUUUUUUUUCAUCAUCAUUUUAUUAAAGAAACUUGUCUUAUUAAAAUAUAUAUAUUUGUUUAUUAAAAAAAUAUCUUCUGUUUGUUGAUUGAUAUUGUUCGACAAAGUUAUUAUGUUAAUAAAUAGAAUGAUAUAAUAUAAUGUAAUUUUGUUUCAUUCCAUUAGUAAUAAAAUAUAUUUGAUACUAAAUAAUUUUAAAUUAGAAAAAAUUUAACGGAGUUUCAAUCAAAAUUUUUAAGAAAUAAAUCAUAUAUCUUUUUUUAUAUAGAUGUUUUAUAAAAUAUUAUAUCUUUUAUAGAUCUUAUAUAAAUUUUAUGAUUAUCUCCAUCUAUGAUAAAUUCUUAAAUUAUAAAGAGUAUAUUACAAACUUACACAAUCGGUAUUUCAGAAUAUGAAGCACGAAUAUUACGAAGCCUCAUAAGAUAAAUCUAUUGUCUAUCUUAUCUAUCUAUUGUCUCUUUGUUUACUGUUACAUAAUAAAAAUAUAUUGCAUAUUAAAUCAAACAAUAAAUGUGAAGAUUUUAAAAUAAAAAAGAAUAAAUAAUUUAAAAAACUUGAAAAUAACAAUCAUUAAUUAUGUUAGGUUAUGAAAGUGAUUCUGAUUUUAUUAAAAAUCGAAUGGACUUAAUUAAAGAAUGGGAACCACGUAAUGAAGUCUGGUUUUUAAAACAUGGAAGUAAAAUAAUAGCAGGAAUUGGUAUUAUUAAUGGAUUGAUAAUUAACUCAAUAUUUAGACGUAAAUUGAAGUUAUAUCACAAUGGUACGAUAAUGACAACAUUAUUUCUAACAUUUGCACCAGCAUCUACUUCGUAUUUAUCUCAUCAAUUCUUUAUUUUAAAUAAAAUAUUGAUACAUGAACCUUAUUGUUUGAUAUGUGAAGAAUUAAAAGCAAUUUCAUUUUUACAAGCUAAUAGCUUAUUAUAUUCUUUAGUUACAGCACCAACAAUAAAUAUUGGAAUUGCUGGAAGUAUUGGAUACAGAAUUCCACAUAUAAAAGAAGGAAAGGAACUUUUCAAACUUUGGUGGAGCAUUAUUAAACCUCAUUCUAAGAUCAUAUCAUUUUUGUUUAUUAUCAACUCAAUUGCAGCUGGUCUGGUUACCUACUUACAAAUUUUAUCAAUGCAAAAUCUAACAAAUAUUAUGUUAAGACUUCAAGACUAUAUUGAUAAUAAACAGAUUGAAAAUAUGAAGUAGGAAAUAUCAAUGAGAAAGUUAUAUACACUAUUAUAUACAUACUAUAACAUACUAUACUAUAAAUAAAUUUUAUUAAUUUUUAUUUAAUAAUACUAUAAAUAAAUAAAUUUAAUUAGAAGAAGAUUUAUAAUAAUACAAAUUUAAAAAUUGUAUUAUUUGUAUUAUAACAUGAUGCAUCAAUAACAAUAAAUGAAUUAAUUAUGCAACUAAA